GGAAAAUUUGUGCUGUCGAUUAAAUUUAAAUAAAUAUACGCUACGAUAGGGAUUGUUUUAAUAAGAAUAUUAUGCUAAGAUCUUGUUGUGUUGUGUAUUAUAUGGAAGCUGUGAAAAAAUAUUGUAAAGUGCAUUUGAAUUAUUAUUGAGGUUGAAGUGAUUUUGGAAUAACCAAAGUACCCUAGCUGCUAGUGAACGGCACCAGACAGAAAAGAAAAGGCUGCUUAGCAUCGUACUGCAGCACUAGGUCAUUAUUUUCUUUAGGUGGAUACUACAUGGAAUGUAGCCUUUGCUCAACAUGAAUGGAGAUGUCAAUGGCAGUAUGGCUGAGUCAAUGGAUGUAAACCUUAGUUCACCUGACCAAUCAAAACUUACUCUAGAGGGCUGUGAUGAUGUCAAGAAUUGUGAGAAUAUUGUUAAAGCGGACAGCUGUAACACUUCCGUCAGUGAGUCCAUCAAUGGAUCAGUGGAUGGUGGUAUAGUUGAAAGAUCUGGGACUGAAAAUAGCAGUGAUCUCAUUGAUAAGCAACUAAAUGAUAAUGCAAGCAAUCUGAGCGACUCUGAAAAGUUAACGCAAGAGCUAACAAACAAUGUUGUAGCGAAAAGUCCCUGUGAGAAUGGUAAUAAGUCAGAUCCAGAAUCAACAGAAAGUUGUCAAAUGGAUUUCAAAAUUGUUGAUUCAAAUAAAUCCAAUGAAUUAGUAAAAGAUUUCAAAGAUAAUGUAUCUUCAAAAGAAAAUGGAUGCAUAAAAGCAGCAGAUCAGGAUUCCAUCAAUGAAAAUGACACAGAUGAUGACUCUAUGGCAGAAGAAGGCUCUGCUAUAUCUGGUGAAGCCAGAGCUGAAGAUACUGUCAGUAUUGAUUCUGAUUCAGAUAAAGAUGCUGAUGAAACUUCACAGGAAAGCCAAAGUAAAAAGAAAAUAUGUGAUAUAAUUGUAUUGGACAGUGAGAAAAGCCCUAAUAGCAAUAACUCAGAAGUACAUGAAAUUGAUAGUGAUAAUGAAAAUGAAGAUUGUAUUAUAGCUGGUGAAGAAAAAACAGAUUCCAACAAACAAGAAAAUAAAGUACAACUGAGAAGGAGCAGUAGAGCCAUAAAGAGAAAACGGUACACAGAUGAAGUAGAAAAUGAAAAUGAGUCUGAUAUAGAAGAAGUGGAACCAGUUGAUCCAUUAAAACGCAAAAGCAAGCCUAUAGUUAUUAAUGAUGCAAAGGCUUUAGUUGCAAUGGCUGCAAGACAAAUGAAAUCUGAUCAGGGCAAUGUUAAGAAAAAGGAGCCUACUGUUGUCAUUAUUGGAGGUAAUUUAUCUUCAAAUAAGAUGAAUACACCACAGAUUAACAAAUCCUCAGUUGCUAUUAAUAAUGCUGUGAAUGCCCAAAACUCUGCAAAUGCCCAUAGUUUGUAUCAAAGUAUUAUUGCCAGAGGCACAAGUGUGACUCCAGUUAGUAUUAAAAAUAACAACACUGCAACAACAACCACAACAACACAAAAUCCACAGCCUGUAAUUUUGCCCUCUUUAACUGAUGAUAUGUUUGUGGUAGAAGCUCCUUCUUUCAUAGUUCCAUAUGUCUAUGAAAAACCAUCUAUAACUGCAUUCAGGGAAUUCGUUGACAAAUUAGGUAAACAACUUGAAGAAGAUAGGGUUAAAGAAGAAAUUAAAGAGAAAGAAAAACGAGAAAAGGAAAAACAAGAAAGGAGAGAUAGGGGAGAAGAAGUUGAGUCAGAUGAUCCUGAAAAAAUCAACAAUUUAGAUAAAUCAGAUGAUUGUGAGGAAGAUCAGGGAAUCAAAAGAAAAAAAUCAAAAAAAGGGCAAAAAAGGAGGAACAUGGAAGAUGAUGCAUCUUGGGAUGGUGAAUCAUCAACAGAAUCUGUAGAAUCUGCUUUAGAUUCUGAUGAUGAAGUUUUAAGUGAUCAUAAUGAUAAAAUAGUUGUAAAAGAAAAAAUUGAACCAAUUGAGCAAAUGAAAACUGUUGCUAAUCUCACUGCAGAUAAGAUUUGUUCAAACAAAUCAAAUGUUAAAAGUUCUAUGGAUUGUUCAUUGGGUAAAUUCUUUAUUAAUAUUGGCUUAAAUCUCGUACAGGAGUAUGUACAGAGUGACUUGCUGAAACAGCAAAAUCGUAAACUUAACAAGGAGAAAAAAUCUGGACAAAGUACAAAAGCUAUAGAAUCUUCAAUAGCACAACUUGUGAAAAACUUAGAAUUUAGUAAAGAAAAUAAUGCACCAUACAGCUUUCCUCAAAAGAAAUGCGAAUUCUGCAGCUUCAAAACAGAGUCGAAACUUGUCAUGGCGCAGCACUUAGAGACGCCCCAUAUGAAAAACAAUGUUUAUACGUGUAAUUUUUGCACAUACGAAAUUCGUAGUCCUCAUGAUAUUUUGUUUCACAUGGAUUCCGUGCACAAUAUAAAAGGUAAAUUAGAGAGAGCUCCAUCUGGUCAUCAAUGUGUCAAUUGUCCAUUUGAAGACAAUGGAAAAGGAAAACUAGCACGGCAUUUGAUUGCCUGUGCAAAGAAGUUUAAACCUGAAUAUAAUCUUGCCCCUCCUGUUGACUGGGAACCACCUGCAAAGAUACCAAAGAUAGCCCGGCCACGUAAUAACGUAAUGAGUCCGUAUCAAAACGCGUUCCAUCGUAGUACAAUGGGCACGCCUAUCAGGGGUUCCGUGAACAUGGGGGCCGUGGUUAGUGGAAACCCUGGGUACCGACCUCGCGGUCGAUCGCCUAUGGGAAUGCCUCAACGGCCGCCAGUCUAUGGGGUGCCUAUAAUGCGAGCCUCUAGUGUACGACAUAACAACCCCUCUGCACUGAAUAUGCCGAAUAACUUUACAAUAGGAAAUAAUAACAAACCAAAGUCUUCGCACCAACCUUCGAUUUCUAUCACGCCUCUACCGAGACAGCCCGCGCCGAACCCAGUGGCGCAACCCACUAACGUCAAUGCCAAUAACAAAAACUCGUUCGUUAUUUGUGAAAUCUGUGACGGGUACAUAAAGGACUUAGAACAGUUGAGAAAUCACAUGCAGUGGAUACACAAAGUGAAAAUCCACCCUAAAAUGAUUUACAAUCGGCCACCACUCAAUUGUCAAAAGUGUCAGUUCAGGUUCUUCACAGAUCAAGGCUUUGAAAGGCACUUGUUAGGGUCGCAUGGAUUAGUCACGAGUUCCAUGCAGGAAGCCGCCAACAAAGGGAAGGAUGCUGGCAGAUGUCCCGUUUGUGGAAGGGUUUACCAAUGGAAACUUUUGAACCAUGUGGCCCGUGACCACAAUCUAACUUUAAAACCGGGUCAUCUUUCGUACAAAUGUACCGUGUGUACAGCUACAUUUGGCAUGUACAAGCAGUUUGAGCACCACGUUUAUUCGGCACAUAGUGUUGUAGCUAAACGAGUCAUGGACAAGAAUAAGACGGCCACGAAGCCAACUAAAGGAAACAACGACACUCUUCUGAAGCCACUGAAAAUUAACGAGGAAAUUACUAUAACACCACAAUCGGUCAAGUCCGCGGCGUCCAAGCCUGCCAAAGAUAAAUAAGGAAUAUGAAAAUGCGGGACCGGCGUCAACUAUGAAUCGCAAGCUUGCCUUUGCCACUUAGGACAGAUACAUACACACUGCAAUUCUAAAAUUAGAGCGCAUUUCAAUUUUCCUGUGACGAGUAAGAUUCUUAGAAACUAUAGUAAUUGAUGAAAAUGUGGGCCUAAAUGAUAAAAUAUGUCGCAUUUCAGAAGCCUCAUCUGUAUCAAAAUGUUACCAUAGAUAUAUGAUACAAUAGGGUGGUUGUCCGCUGAAUGUUGAAUUGUCAAUCACUAGAUGUCAAUUCAUGUUUUCUUCUGGGUCAAAAUUAACCACACUUUCUCCAGAAAAGCAUGCGAUCUCCCCUGGUGGCAAAACCAACGUUUUAAAAUUGGCAGGAGAGGAUUCCAUUCAUAUCAGUACGAUACGAAUAAUAUUGCUAGCGAUUAUUAUGUAAUAAGUAAAAUAUCAAUAAUUACAAUAAAGAGGAAGUUUUCUUUUGCCAUUUUUAUAAUAUGUCAUUGUACAGUUUAACUAUGGUAACGUACAACUGCUGCGAUUACGUUUCUG
Chilo suppressalis (striped riceborer) is the source of this 4066-nucleotide messenger RNA. The record is from the annotation of a GenBank genome assembly. NCBI's taxonomy places the organism in Eukaryota, Metazoa, Arthropoda, Insecta, Lepidoptera, Crambidae.